Molecule: messenger RNA, 1437 nt
Organism: Limulus polyphemus (Atlantic horseshoe crab)
Lineage: Eukaryota; Metazoa; Arthropoda; Merostomata; Xiphosura; Limulidae
Product: DCN1-like protein 4
Exons: 8
Coding region: 535-1134 (199 amino acids)
Biological process (GO): protein neddylation; positive regulation of ubiquitin-protein transferase activity
Cellular component (GO): ubiquitin ligase complex
Molecular function (GO): cullin family protein binding; ubiquitin conjugating enzyme binding; ubiquitin-like protein binding
Source: RefSeq, a predicted model, not a curated record
AAAUGUUGUAGUUUCAACCACACCUGAAGACAAACUGUUCCAUAUGCUGAAUGCAUAAAUUAGCUGUGUCCGUAUCUUAAAAUGUUGUAGUUUCAACCACACCUGAAGACAAACUGUUCUGUAUGCUGAAUGCAUAAAUUAGCUGUGUCCGUAUGUUAAAAUGUAGUUUCAACCACACCUGAAGACAAACUGUUCCGUAUGCUGAAUGCUUAAAUUAGCUGUGUCCGUAUCUUAAAAUGUUGUAGUUUCAACCACACCUGAAGACAAACUGUUCCGUAUGCUGAAUGCUUAAAUUAGCUGUGUCCGUAUCUUAAAAUGUAGUUUCAACCACACCUGAAGACAAACUGUUCCGUAUGCUGAAUGCUUAAAUUAGCUGUGUCCGUAUCUUAAAAUGUUGUCCUCUAGUCUUUCUGUCUGCAAUUUAACGUAUCUGUUUAAGCAGACUAACAGAAUUUUCUGUGUCAAGCAAAAUCCAGAAUUGAAAACAAUUACCUCUUCAGUAUAUUUCCAGCAGGAGAGAAAAGUUAGAAGAUCAUGCCUCCCAAGCGUAAAGUACGUCCACAUUUUGUAGAAGAAGGUAAACACAGUGGUGUUUACAAGUUUCCAAAAAUGCAUUCCAGUACACGACGUACAAAGAAUGGUGAAGUUCCAGAACAAGGAUUCUCCCAGAAGAAGUGUAUAGCUCUUUUUCGUGAGUACACUUCUAUAGAUGAUCCAGAUAUAAUUGGUCCUGAUGGAAUGGAGAAAUUCUGUGAAGACAUAGGAGUAGAACCAGAAGAUGUAGUUAUGUUAGUGUUAGCAUGGAAAAUGGAAGCCAAACAAAUGGGAUUUUUUAGGUUAUCUGAAUGGCUUAAAGGAUUGUCAGAUUUACAGUGUGACACUAUACAAAUAAUUCAAUCCAAGUUGGACUACCUCAGAUCUCUUCUAGAUGACCCAAUCAGUUUUAAAAGCAUCUACCGAUAUGCAUAUGAUUUUGCCAGGCAAUCUAAGUAUAAAGUUAUCAACAAGGACCAAUGGUGUAACAUCUUAGAAUUUAGUCGCCUUAUUCGUCCUGAUCUAUCAAACUAUGAUGAGGAUGGUGCAUGGCCAGUGCUGUUAGAUGAACUUGUUGAAUGGUUGAAAUCCCUUGAUUAGGUGUUUUUGUCAUGGCCAAUGGAGGGAGUAUUGACCUUACUGAUGUAAAAAACAGUUACUGAUUUUCAGUGUUCUAAUCAUUUGUGCAGGAGGAGCAGUAUUUAAGCAACAGAGUGACUGAAUAAAAGCAACUUGUACAUUGGUUGCUCCCCCUCCCAAAUUGUGGUAUGAGGUCACUUUGCUGACCUAAAGGCUUCCAGUGAUAAUCAGUGCCAGUGCUUCUGUAAGGUCAACUGACCUCUAGUUCAGGAUGUUGUUUUUUCUGUACAGAAUGGUUUACUUAUAGAAACAAAUAAAUUUACU